Molecule: messenger RNA, 1266 nt
Organism: Triplophysa rosa
Lineage: Eukaryota; Metazoa; Chordata; Actinopteri; Cypriniformes; Nemacheilidae
Gene: sac3d1
Product: SAC3 domain containing 1
Exons: 4
Coding region: 16-1140 (374 amino acids)
Biological process (GO): spindle assembly; centrosome duplication
Cellular component (GO): centrosome; nucleus; spindle
Source: RefSeq, a predicted model, not a curated record
AAGAACGGGACAACCAUGAGUAACGCGUGGCCUCAUCCUAGGAGGGGCAGAGGGCACAGGCAUAAGGAUCAGGACAGAGCGAACAGGGAACAGGCCGUUGAGCAGAAGGUCAAAGACCCAGUGCCCCAUGGCAUCUGUAUGACUAUGUGCCCUGCCAAUGAAUUACGCCAGCGAAAGGCACAAAACAGACUGCACAAAUUUGAGAUGGUGCCUGGCACAGAACGGGAUCGCUUGCCUCGUGCCGAUGUCUUGUGUGCUGUCAAAGAAUACUCGCGACCCGCUGCGGGAAAAGACUCCACGCGACCCAGUGACCUUCGACCUUCAUCUGCGCUUUUAAAGACUGUGUGUUACUUAGUAGAUGACAUUGCAGCUUCUAAAACAUUUCAGCCGUGGACUGAGGUGUAUAGUUUUGUUUUUGACCGUCUGCGUAGCGUACGGCAAGACAUGAUUAUCCAGCGUCUGUCUGGGCCGGAAUGUGUGACUAUGCUAGAGAAAAGUGUGCGCUUCCUCCUCUACGCAUCUUACAGGCUCUGUGGACAGCCACUUCAGUACUUUGACCCGCGUAUCAAUGACACUCACCUGCAGGAAACUUUAAGCUGGCUGCUAGAGUGCUACAGAGAAGGAAAGCACCAGCAUCAGGAGGCGUUCCAGGCCUUGAGUCUGCUCUAUAACCUGGGGUCAUUUCACACCAUGCAACAUGCACUUCAGCUGCCUGAGCGAAUACGCCACUCUCCAGCGGUUCAGCUGGCUCUGGCUGUGAGCAGGGCUCAUACGGAGGGCAACCCAGUUCGGUUUCUCCGCCUGGCCCAGAGACUGGAUUUCAUGCAGGUCUGUGCCCUCCACAGACACCUCUUGUCCUGCAGGAGAGAUCUGCUCCUGCUGUACAGCCACGGCUACAACAGCCACAACUGUCGCUACCCUCUCCAGAGACUGUCACGCCUCCUGUUUCUCAAAGAGCCGCUGGCUGCUGAACUUUGCCAGGUGCACGGUGUUAACAUCAGCAGAGAAUGGGUCAUCUUCUCCAAAAACUCUUUCACUGAAAGUCCAUCUGGGGAUCUGCAGUGCAGGCAUAUGCAUGAGCCGGUAGAUGACGAGAAGUGGAACUGUAAUUCUGAUGGCAUUAUUCAUAGCUGUGACUGAAACCUUUAUUUGUAGAAGGGAUUGGUCAGCACAGCAGUAUUUUAUUUGUGGGGGGAAAUCAUGUUUUAGAGCCUUUCCUAGUUUCUAAUAAAGAACAAGACGUUUCAAUAAAGUUUUUGUGUAAUU